Messenger RNA from Heterobasidion irregulare TC 32-1, 1017 nucleotides. RefSeq lists its product as uncharacterized. Lineage: Eukaryota; Fungi; Basidiomycota; Agaricomycetes; Russulales; Bondarzewiaceae. The transcript has 4 exons. The coding region runs from base 17 to 946 and encodes 309 amino acids. The record is from RefSeq and is a predicted model, not a curated record.
CACAAGCGAGUCAAAUAUGUCGACCUUGACAGAGUCCCGCAUUUGGUUUGUCACAGGAUCUUCGAGCGGCAUCGGCAAAGCGCUCGUGAGCGCCGUCCUUGCAGCCAACGAGCGCGUCGUUGCCACGGCACGCAACACUUCUGCGCUCGCAGACCUCCAGUCGAAGUACUCCUCCGACCAGCUCGUCGUGCUGCCUCUCGAUGUCACAGAUACAAUCCAAAUCGCGGAGGCGUUUACGAUGAUCGAGCAAAAGUUUCAUCGCCUGGACGUCGUCGUCAACGGUGCCGGCUAUGCGGUGCUGGGAGAGAUCGAGGGCAUCCCGGAGGAGACGGCGAGGAAGCAGGUCGAAGUGUUGUUCUGGGGACCGGUCCAUAUCACAAAGGAGGCGAUCAGGUUCUUCAGGGAAGUCAACCCGAAAGGCCACGGCGGCUUCGUCGUCAACAUCUCGUCUUACGGAGGCUACGUGGGCCAAGCGGGCGCCGCCUUCUACUCUGCAGGCAAAUUCGCACUGGAAGGCUUCACCGAAGCGUUCGUCCGCGAGAUGCCCCCGGAGUGGAACAUCCGCGGCAUCAUCAUCGAGCCCGGCAACUUCAAGACCGCCUUCCUCCAAAAUCUCGACGUCGUGCCCCCGCACCCCGCCUACGACGCCACCAGCCCCACCGCGCGCGUGCGUCAGGCCAUCGGGGCCAGGGCCGUGCCACUCCCCGGCGACGUCGACAAGUUCGCGCGCGCGGUGCUCCAGGUCGUGGGAGCGCCCGACCGGGCGCGUCUGCCGCUGCGGUUACCCCUCGGGCCGGACGCGUCGCUCUUUGUCUCGACCCAGGCGAGGAGGACGGCGAAAGAUGCGGAGGAGUGGGCGGAGCUCAGUCAGGGCACGGAUUCGGACGACUCCGUGGGGUCGGAGUAUAUGCAGAUGCUGAGGCAGAUGUUGAGCGAGACUCCUUAGAUUGGUCGUGCUACUUGUAGUGUACAUGGGGCCUGCGUUGAAUGUAAAGCCCGCGCCUCUUCGCCCCUUUC